This is a messenger RNA of Oncorhynchus keta (chum salmon), 3646 nucleotides long. RefSeq names its product glycogenin-2-like. The record is from RefSeq and is a predicted model, not a curated record. The coding region runs from base 427 to 2022 and encodes 531 amino acids. Gene Ontology annotation, cellular component: cytoplasm. Gene Ontology annotation, molecular function: glycosyltransferase activity. NCBI's taxonomy places the organism in Eukaryota, Metazoa, Chordata, Actinopteri, Salmoniformes, Salmonidae. The transcript is spliced from 9 exons.
ACACAUGACCGAGAACUCAAACAGAGAGACUGAUUUUGCUCUUGGUCUAAAAAACGGCAGAUUUAUUUGUGUAUCUACCAGCUUGAGGUUACACCCCCUGGCUUUAGAUAUAACCUCUCAUAGUACAUUUACAACUAAUACUACUAAACUUUGAAAUAGCUGUAAUUAAAAAAACAACAACUUUGUAUUGAUCAUUCUGUAUCUACUGUUUGCGGGACAGUUACUACUACUGGACUCGCUGGACUGUCGGACUGCAGUAUCAACAUAUUGGAGUUUCAUUUUAGGGGAAACCAGUGCAUUUUCUGCGAAGUCCUCUCUGCCAGUGGUGCGGGACCUGAUCGAUCACUUUGACACUUCUAUUACCAUCUAUCACUUUUACCUCUGCCUCCAGUUGUUGUUCGUUUAGAGGAGUCGCUGUCACACACCAUGCCAGCGAACCAGGCCUUUGUCACCCUGGCCACCACAGACAGCUACUGCAUGGGGGCUCUGGUGGUAGGACAGUGUUUACGACGACACAGGACCACACGCCAGACUGUUGUGAUGGUCUCCACUAAUGUCUCUAGCCAGGCACGGGCUGCCCUGGGCCAUGUGUUUGACCAGGUCCUGGUAGUGGAUUUGCUGGACAGUGGAGACCAAGCACAUCUAUCCUGGCUGGGACGACCAGAACUGGGGGUCACUUUCACCAAGCUCCACUGUUGGACCCUCACCCAAUACAGCAAAUGUGUGUUCCUGGAUGCAGACACACUCGUGCUGUGUAACGUGGACGAGCUGUUUGAGCGUGAGGAGCUGUCUGCGGCCCCUGACCCUGGCUGGCCGGACUGUUUUAACUCAGGAGUGUUUGUGUUCCGGCCCUCUCUGAUCACCCACGGCAGGUUGUUGGAGCAUGCACGACAACACGGCAGCUUCGACGGUGGGGACCAGGGCCUCUUGAAUACAUUUUUCAGUGACUGGGCUGUUAGAGAUAUCAGUAAACACCUGCCUUUUGUGUACAACCUCAGUGCCAUCGCAGUCUACACCUAUUUGCCUGCUUAUCAAGAAUAUGGUCACAAUGCUAAGAUUGUCCACUUCCUGGGUUCGGUCAAGCCAUGGAAUCUACGUUCUAACUCACAGACCAAUCAGCACACCAACAGCCACCUGGAAGAGUUUGUUUACCAGUGGUGGAUGGAGUACUCCUACUUACAUCACCUUAUAAAGACAAUGUCCCAUCAAGAACCUGCUCUGCCAAGCCAACAUGCUGGGCCAAAGCUACAUAGCCAGGGAAGAGAAGAAGAGAAGACAAAGGCGAGAGAAGAAGAGAAGCCAAAUUGGAGAGAAGAAGAGAAGCCAAAGGGGAGAGAAGAAGAGAAGCCAAAGGGGAGAGAAGAAGCGAAGCUAAAGGGGAGAGAAGAAGCGAAGCUAAAGGGGAGAGAAGAAGCGAAGCCAAAGGGGAGAGAAGAAGAGAAGCCAAAGGCGAGAGAAGAAGAGAAGCCAAAGGCGAGAGAAGAAGAGAAGCCAAAGGCGAGAGAAGAAGAUAAGCCAAAGGGGAGAGAAGAAGAGAAACCAAAGGCGGGAGAAGAAGCGAAGCCAAAGGGGAGAGAAGAAGAGAAGCCAAAGGGGAGAGAAGAAGAGAAGCCAAAGGCGAGAGGAGAGAAGCCAAAGGCGAGAGGAGAGAAGACAAAGGCGAGAGAAGAAGAGAAGACAAAGGCGAGAGAAGAAGAGAAGACAAAGGGGAGAGAAGCAACAGUGUCGUUGAUAGAGGACCUCACAGAAUCAUUAUUCCGAAAAGCCAAUCUGCUCACAGAGGAGAGGAAGAAGAGGCUUGAUUCACCCACGCAGCCAGGAGAAAUGCGUACCCAACGUCAGGGUGUAUCCACGGGGAAGGAGGGAGGAGCUGGAGACAGAACAGCCAACCAGGACCCACCUGGACCCAGUGAGGAAGGGUCAGAGGUCACUGAAACAGCCUUCAACCCCAUGGAGGAUCCUGCCACUGAACCUGUAGGCCACCUGUCUACACUAAUAUACACGGAGUGUACAAAACAUUAGGAACACCUGCUCUUGGCGUAGAUUGACCAGGUGAAACCAGACUGCCGCCAAGACAGAGGAGGAUGAUCUGGAGCAGCGGAGACUGUGGGAGGAGGGCCAGGCGGACUACCUGGGCAAAGACGCCUUCGACAACAUCCAGAAAAAACUGGACCGAUUCUUAUAUUUGUAGCUUGUUUCGUGUGGCAAGAUACUGUAGCAAUAGUACUGUAUACUCAUGUUCAUGUUGAAGUUUGUUAUGUCUCUUAGCGUAGACCACCAAUCUAAUAGGGGUUUCUGUGUCCCUUUGCUGUAAAAAAUAUAUAUAUAUAUAUAUAUAUAUAUAUAAACUUGAUUCCAAUUUCAUUUAAAAAAUGUGCUCAUAGAAUUCAUGUUGAGAUGCAUUCCUUAUUUUGAUGUUAUGCUGGAUAUAUCAGGAAGAUUUUAAAUUGUCUCUAUGUUGCCACUUGAGGGCACUGUGGCUUUUUAAAUAAAGCACUUUUCCUGGUCAAAGAUGAAGUCACACGCGACUCCAACAGCCCUAUAGGGGUCAUGAUAGUCUUGCGUAGACUACGGCAACUAGGGAAAGAAGAAGUAAUAUUGGCCUCAGGGAUCCUAUUCAUACAUGUUGUUGGAGCAAUAUUCAUCUAUAGGCUUAUACACCACUAUUGUCCUAGUAGAGAAUGGUAGCCCUCACUGUGAGGGUCUGGGAAGGGCUGUGUAGACCUACCAAGGCUAAGGAGAUAUGAGAUCAGCACAGAACUGUUAACGCUAUCCUGAAAGACUAAACACAACCUCAAACUGAGAAGAAUAAUAACAUAUUCCAAAACGUAUAUAGGCUACUUACAGUAACAAGCCCACCUUCCCGCUCACUAUCUCUAGUCCAGUCUGUUCCAGUCCUUCAUCUUCCCAUUUGGAGAACAGCAGCAGCCUUAUGUAACUUAAGGCUGCACUUAAAUGGACUAAUCAGCCACACCUUUAAAAUCAGGCAAGUGGAGUCAUCUGGCUGUAUUCUCUACCAGUUAUUCAAUAGCAUUGACAUCACAAUAACCCUCCUAAAGGAGUUCACUACUGCCUGAGUCUAUUUGCUUUGACAAUCGCUUUCAUUUGACACCAAGAUGUUUUCUCUGAAUUCCAUAGCUUCGCUGUCAGGUACAUUAACUGUGCUAUCCACCGAGCCAGGUUGAAGAUCUAGCAAACCGCAUUGCGCUGUUAAAAACAGGAGCUUCAGGCAAUAGUUUAGGAGGGUGGAGGCGUGAGGAGAGAAAAAUACAGUAUAUUUCAGUUAGUUUCCUUUUGUUUACUCCCCCUUAAAUGUGUUUCAGUGCUAGACACUGCGUCCCGAAUGGGACCCUAUUCCCUAUAUAGUGCACUACUUCUACUGGUUCUGGUCAAAAGUAGUGCACUAUAUAUGGAAUAGAGUGACAUUUGGGAUGUAUACACUGAUACCUCACAGGAAGAAAUGUAGGUAAUCAUCUCGGCUCUUUCAGACGAUGGGGGGGGACAAGGUUUUCUUUUCGUUGUCUGAUAUUCACCCAAAAAGAAAGUCCUCCAAGCUGGCUGCUUUUAGUAAUAAAGCAUUAAUAACAUUUCUAGGACAAUCACAGGCCAAGAGGAGGUAUACUGUAUUUAUAUGUGUGUGUGUGUG